AUGGGAAAGAUAAUCUUUUAUGAGGAUAGGAACUUCCAGGGCCGUUCCUAUGAGUGUAGUUCUGACAGUUCUGAUCUACACUCAUACUUUAAGCACUGUAAUUCCAUUCGGGUGGAAAGUGGAAACUGGAUACUUUAUGAAAACCCUAAUUACAGAGGACAUCAAUACUAUCUCAGUAAAGGAGAGUUCCCUAAUUUCCAGCAAUGGAUGGGAUACAAUGACUCUAUUAGGUCCUGUCGUCUGAGUCCUCAGCAUCAUGGCUCCUUCAGAAUGAGGAUCUAUGAGAAAGAAGACUUCAGAGGUCAGAUGAUGGAGUUCACUGAAGAUUGUCCUCAUGUCUAUGAGAGAUUUCGCUACCAUGACAUUAACUCAUGCAAUGUAAUUGAUGGCUACUGGAUGUUCUAUGAAGAGCCAAACUACAGAGGGCAUCAGUACUACCUAAGACCUGGAGAAUUCAGAAGAUACAGUGAAUGGGGAGCCUUAAACUCCAGAGUUGGCUCCUUCAGAAGAGUACAUUAUUUCCAUUAA
Molecule: messenger RNA, 528 nt
Organism: Bombina bombina (fire-bellied toad)
Lineage: Eukaryota; Metazoa; Chordata; Amphibia; Anura; Bombinatoridae
Product: gamma-crystallin-3-like
Exons: 3
Coding region: 1-528 (175 amino acids)
Biological process (GO): lens development in camera-type eye; visual perception
Molecular function (GO): structural constituent of eye lens
Source: RefSeq, a predicted model, not a curated record